This is a messenger RNA of Geodia barretti, 1698 nucleotides long. NCBI's taxonomy places the organism in Eukaryota, Metazoa, Porifera, Demospongiae, Tetractinellida, Geodiidae. The record is from the annotation of a GenBank genome assembly.
AUGGACUGCUGCCCAAACCACCCCGAGAAGGAGAUACUCUUUUACUGCGAUCCUUGCAACCAGCUGAUAUGUAGCUACUGCCUUGUGUCUGAGCAUCGUGCCCACCAGUAUGAUCUUUUGGCCAACUCGUUUGCCAAGCAUGAGAAAGUGAUCGUGGACUCUCUCAAACCAGUGGAAGACGGCUGUGGUGGCAGAGAUCGCACUGCCAUGGCACACCUGCGACAAGCUCUAGAGGCGAGGGAGACAGAGCUGGUGGGUCAAGCUGAGCAGACGGCACAGCAGAAACUGAAGACCUUGGCAGCACAGCGAGACGGGUUUGAACUACAACUAAGCAAAUUGAGAAACUGCCAGGAGUAUGUGGAGGAAAGCCGACAUACUUGCAGCCAGGGGGAUUUUCUCAGGAUGAAGGGUCCUCUAGUGAAACAAAUCGAUGACCUGACAGGCAGCUUUAAGCCAACAAAAUUACUUCUUGCUGACACAGCCGACAUGAAGUUUGCUCACAGACUGCCUGGACUGGUGAGGACUUGCCAGGUGUUUGGUAAGGUGUACUGCAGUCAGGUGUGCCCUGAGAAGUGUCGAGCCUCAGGUGAAGGUAUCAAGGUAGCCAUGAGAGGGCAAACAGUGGUUUUCUCCGUGGAAGCUUUAGAUAGGGCGGAAGAAGCUUGCCUCGUACCUGUAGACAGCUUCACGUGCGAGCUAGUUGCUAGCGAUGGCAGCAGUCGAGUCAGGGGCACUGUGAAGAAAAGAAAUCAGAACAUCUACGACAUCAGCUACCAGCCUCAGGUCACUGGAGAACAUCAACUACACAUUUUAAUAGAAGAUUGCCCGAUCUUGAACAGUCGGUUCACUGUUAGGGUUUUGCCUAACUUCACUUGCCCAGCCAAGAUUAUUCCCAGCCUCGAUAGACCAUGGGGUAUAGCGGUCAGAGAGGAAGGGGAGAUGGUGGUUGUGGAGCGUAGUGGUCAUUGUCUGUCCAUUAUCAGUAGUGGUGGGGAAAAACUAUCUUCAAUUGGUAACAAUGGCUCGGGUCCUGGUCACUUCAAGAACCCUAAAGGUGUAGCAAUAGAUACUGGGGGAACCAUUCUCGUGGCAGAUUACAGCAACCAUCGCAUUCAACAGCUAUCAUCCACUGGCAAACACCUGAUCAGGAAAGUUGGUAGAGAGGGAGAUGGACCUCUUCAGUUUAAGGGUGCAGCAGGAGUUGCUGUGAAUCCACAUACACAGGAAGUAUACACGCUUGAUAUGAACAAUCACAGAAUUCAAAUUCUGAGCUCUGACCUGACCUAUUGUAAUGAGUUUGGUAGGUUUGGCUCAAACAACGGAGAGUUUAUCAAACCUUAUGAUGUAUCCGUUGACAAAGAUGGCAAUGUGUAUGUUGCUGACUGUGAAAACCACAGAAUCCAGGUCUUCACAGACGAUGGAGUCUACUUGAGGCAGUUUGGGAAGAAGGGAAAAGGAGAGGGAGAACUAAACAUGCCAGUCAGUAUCGCUGUUGACUCUAACAAUGUGGUGUACGUUGGUGAAUGGGAAAACAGUCGUGUAUCAGUAUUCUUCGCUGAUGGAGAGUUUAUCAAGUGUUUUGGAAGAAGCGGAAAGGGUCCUGGGGAGUUUAAAGAUCCAUUUGGACUAGCAGUAGAUGAGAAAGGAACUCUUUAUGUCUGCGAUACAAACAACCGUCGUAUUCAAAUUUUCACUUAA